GGUCGCGGAUCUGCAAGGACUGAUCUCAGCAUCCCGCAGGCUCAAUCAAAAGCAGCGACGAAACAUCAGCCGCUGCCAGACAUGGAUGAAGGAAUCUCCCGCUUGCCGGAGAGGCAGCUACUGGAGCACAGGGAUUUUAUAGGGCUGGACUACCCUUCCCUGUAUAUGUGCAAACCCAAAAGAGGCGUGAAGAGGGACGAGAGCAAGGAAACGUACAAACUGCCACAUAGACUGAUAGAAAAGAAGAGGCGAGACAGGAUUAACGAAUGCAUUGCCCAGCUGAAGGAUUUACUGCCCGAGCAUCUGAAAUUGACGACGCUGGGACACCUGGAGAAAGCGGUGGUGCUGGAAUUGACUUUGAAACACUUGAAAGCGCUAACAGCCUUAACGGAGCAGCAGCACCAGAAGAUCAUUGCUUUGCAGAACGGGGAGCGGUCCAUGAAGUCUCCCGUGCAGGCGGACCUGGACGCCUUCCACUCGGGCUUUCAGACGUGCGCCAAGGAAGUGCUGCAGUACCUCUCCCGCUUCGAGAGCUGGACCCCCCGCGAGCAGCGAUGCGCCCAGCUCCUCGGCCACCUGCACUCCAUCUCCUCGCAGUUCCUGCCCGGCCCCCAGCUCCUCUCCCCGCCGCCGGGCCCCCUCAGCAAGGGAUCCUCCUCCUCUUCCUCCCCGCCCGCCCCCUGCGCGCCGGGCCACAAGCCGGAGGGCCAGGCUAACUGCGUGCCCGUCAUCCAGCGGACUCACGCCGCCGAGCUCAGCGCCGAGACCGACACGGACACGGACAGCGGCUACGGCGGGGAGGGCGAGGCGCGCCCCGAGCGCGGCCCCGCGGCGGCGGCGGCGGCGGCGGCCGGGGGGGCGCUGCCCGCCCUGGCCAUCAAGCAGGAGCCGUCGGGGGACGAGGCUCCCCCCGCGCCCAAGCGGCUGAAGCUGGACCGCGGCGGCAGCCCCCUGCCCGGCCCGCCGGGGCUGGCGGCGCGGGGCGCCGAGGCGGCGGCGGCGGCAGCGGCGGCGGCGCUGGUGAGACCCGACGCCGCCCUGCUGGGCUCGCUGAUGGCCCUGGGGGCGGGCGGCGGCGGGGCCCCCUUCGGACAGCCGCCGGCGGCGGCCCCUUUCUGCCUGCCCUUCUACUUCAUCCCCUCCGCCGCCGCCGCCUACAUGCAGCCCUUCCUGGAUAAAGGCAGCCUGGAGAAGUAUCUCUACCCCGCCGCCCCCAUCCCGCUCCUCUACCCGGGCAUCCCGGCCCAGGCAGCCGCCGCCGCGGCCGCCGCCGCCGCCGCCUCAUUCCCCUGCCUCUCCUCCGUGCUCGGCCCCGCCGAGAAGGCGGCCGCCGCCGCUGCCGCCGGGCUGCCCCCAGCGCCCCACCUCCCGCACCCCUUCGCUGCCGCCGCCGGGCUGGCCGCCGCCGAGCCCGGCGAGGAGGCCGAGACCGCAGCCGCCGAGGAGCCCGGCGCCGAGGGCCCGUGA
Gymnogyps californianus (California condor) is the source of this 1467-nucleotide messenger RNA. It is a transcript of the gene BHLHE41, whose product is annotated as basic helix-loop-helix family member e41. The record is from RefSeq and is a predicted model, not a curated record. Gene Ontology annotation, cellular component: nucleus. Gene Ontology annotation, biological process: regulation of transcription by RNA polymerase II; circadian regulation of gene expression; regulation of neurogenesis. Gene Ontology annotation, molecular function: RNA polymerase II cis-regulatory region sequence-specific DNA binding; DNA-binding transcription factor activity, RNA polymerase II-specific; protein dimerization activity. Lineage: Eukaryota; Metazoa; Chordata; Aves; Accipitriformes; Cathartidae.